This is a messenger RNA of Salarias fasciatus (jewelled blenny), 2980 nucleotides long. It is a transcript of the gene tagln3b, whose product is annotated as transgelin 3b. Bases 1277 to 1876 code for a protein of 199 amino acids. The transcript is spliced from 5 exons. The record is from RefSeq and is a predicted model, not a curated record. Gene Ontology annotation, biological process: actin filament organization. Gene Ontology annotation, molecular function: actin filament binding. Gene Ontology annotation, cellular component: actin cytoskeleton. Lineage: Eukaryota; Metazoa; Chordata; Actinopteri; Blenniiformes; Blenniidae.
UAAGUAGAUUGGGGGAUUAAGGAGUUUAUACCUCAGCAACGACAUGCUGAAAAGUUACACAUUUCCAAUCGAUUUAGUUUAAUACUUUAAAUUGUGGUUCCACGCCGUCGAGUUGUUGGCUGCAGCCAUCCAAGGUUUAUUUUUGUUCGCAGAACAUUCUGUUACAUGACUCCUCGUACCUGUUGGCCUUUAGCCGGGGAGAGGCCCGCUGAAUGGAGCAGCCGGACUGUUGAUUAUUAACAUGUAAUUGGCCACGAAGCUGCACUGGACUCAAUGGGGCGAAACCAACCACUUCUCUCUGUCGGAUCCACUUAGCUGCGGAGGUGACCUUUAACUCGGGCGUGAGCGAUGUAGUCACUCAUUUUAAAUGUCUGAGCUAAAGCUAAAUGCCACGUGUGGCAACCGACGUGGAUGGAUUUUGCUUGGUCGCUUGUUUGCAGAGAAGCGAGCAUGUUGUGCUGCGAUGAUCAGGCAGAACAGUGCUCCUGUCUGAGCCAAAGCUUUUAUCUGCCAUGAUCGUAAUUUAAUAAAGGUUGGGAAAUGGAUGUCAUUGUGCACAGUGGACAAAGCUGCAGUGCUUUGUGAAGAAGACAUCAGAAGGGAGGCUGUCUGUUCAAAGCGUGUGACUUGAAAAAACGUUGAAGUUAUGUUUAGUUAUGUGGUUUAAAAGACAAAAAUCCAUGAAUCCAUACAUGACUGGAUAUUGUCAAACCGUAGUGUCUAUUCUCAGUGUAUGAGAGAGAAAUUAAAAUGACAGGUAGAUUGUAUACAAUUUUAUAAUAUAAACAUCCCAACAGCAAUUUUAGUAAUAUUCAGUGAAAAAUACGAAGCAGUCCGUCAUUUAACAAAAAUGUUCAACUCUAAAUGAGACGAGGCUUAUAGUAGGACUGGGGCUGCAGGUGCUCACAGUGCUUUUUAAAACUCUGUGCAACAUGCGAUGCUGUAAGUACCUGAACUGAUGUGGCACCUUUGCAUUGAGAGGUGACUUUAUGCUGCACGGGGCUGAUGGUGCAUGCACUUCUCACGUCGCAUUGAGCGCGGGUCGCCUCUAGGGACCCCUCCCGGACGAGCUGGCGUAUAAAAACCACCGAGCCGCCCCUCCCGGACGGAGUGAGAGCCAGUCUGGCCCGGCAGCGCUUGUGCUGCGUUUCACGGAUGCUUCCGCAGCUCAGCAUCCUCCAGCCUGCCCAGCUCAGCGGAAUUAACGCAGCGCCGCGGAUCCGAGCGCCCUCCGUCUCAACAGGGAAACUCUGCAUUACGUACAGGACAGUGGAUCAUGGCAAACCGAGGACCCAGCUAUGGCCUGAGCCGAGAGGUGCAAGAGAAGAUCGAGCAGAAGUACGACGCCGACCUGGAGCAGCGGCUGGUGGAUUGGAUAGUCGCACAGUGCGGAGGAAACCUGGAGAAACCACCGGCAGGGAAGCAAAACUUCCAGAAAUGGCUGAUGGAUGGAACAAUUCUCUGUAGACUCAUAAACAGCCUUUAUCCAAGAGGGAAGGAACCCAUUAAAAAGAUUCCUGAGACCCAGAUGGCCUUUAAACAGAUGGAGAAGAUCUCUCAGUUCCUGCAGGCAGCCGAGGCUUAUGGAGUCACGACCACUGACAUCUUUCAAACUGUGGACCUUUGGGAAGCAAAGGACAUGGCGGCUGUGCAGAGGACUCUCAUGGCUCUGGGGAGCGUUGCUGUCACCAAGGAUGACGGUCAAUACAGGGGUGACAGAGACUGGUUCCACAGGAAAGCCCAGGGUUAUCGACGAGAGUUCACCGAGGAGCAGCUGCGCCAGGGACAGAGUUUGAUUGGCCUGCAAAUGGGCAGCAACCGCGGUGCCUCCCAAGCCGGUAUGACGGGCUACGGUAUGCAUCGUCAGAUUAUGUAGACCCCCCCGCCACGAGCUAGCCUGUCCCCAUGCUUCCAGACUGUGUUUUCUACUAAUACCACAGAUGUUGUAGCCCCGAAACCUUCCUAAGCGUUGUAGCACCUGCCAUGUUAACCUCAACUCCCCUGAAACUGCUGCGUUUGCUAAUCAGACUGUUGUCUCCGUAUGUUCAAAAAUGAUGUCAAAUGCUGUAAAUCUCCUUCUUCAAGUUCUCUUCCUCUCCUUUGUCACACGCUUCUCCCUCUUUAGUAUUGUCAACAUUCAUGUUCAGAUGUUCACCUAACAUGGAUCUACGUCAUUCAACAAGAACCUCAUGUAUUUUUUUUAAUUUAUUUAUUUAUUUUUUUAUAUAAGCUAUCCAACCAAUGCAAGCCAUCAGUGUUCUCCACACUGGACUACUGUAAGCCUCUAAUUUGAGCAUGCUGUAUGCAAUGUAUUUAAAUUUAAAUUGAAGUAUAUUUUUAUUUAUUUAUUUAUUUAUUUUUAGAUCGUUACUUUAAGAUGCUCUGGUACUCUUUUUUUUUUUUACACAUUUGAAUGAAUGGUGCUGAAUGACUGACAGUAUUUCUGCUACCUUGACUGAAUACUUGCUGCAGUAUAUCCUCUGUAGCCAAAUCAAGCCCAGGGUUAUGGGGUCAGGACAAAGACUGCUGGGUCCGAACGUAUCGAUAUGGUGUCAUUCAUUCCGAGCCAUGCUCUUAUUUGUUUGCUCGAUUACACAACGUGUCCAUAUUGUGUCUUGUUUGUGUGCAGCAAGCAAGAAUGUGUUAGAGCCGACAUGUAUAACAGUGGAGUUUCAAUUUCUGGUGAAUGUACACUUUUGUGUGUGUUAUGUUUAUAUUUUUAAAUGAAUUUAUAUCCGGAGGCUUGUAAGAAGAUCUAUGGAAAAAAAAUCCAAUAAAAUAUGACAAAAUGCAUUUGUGUCAGUCUGUAUUGAAUGCAAACGGGAGUAUCCUGGUAGCCAGGACGUCUGGGGAGUGCACUCUGUGCUCAGAGUGUGGGGGUGUUAUUUUCCUUAUCUCGGUUUUAUGUUCCAGCUCCUCCCUUGCGCCCAUCCCUCUUGUCUCCUCUCACUCCGCGCAAUCUAAUAAAGUGUCAGCAGCA